This is a messenger RNA of Dalotia coriaria, 2382 nucleotides long. Its product is annotated as U2 snRNP-associated SURP motif-containing protein-like. Gene Ontology annotation, cellular component: nucleus. The record is from RefSeq and is a predicted model, not a curated record. The transcript is spliced from 2 exons. Bases 35 to 1495 code for a protein of 486 amino acids. Gene Ontology annotation, biological process: RNA processing. Gene Ontology annotation, molecular function: RNA binding. Lineage: Eukaryota; Metazoa; Arthropoda; Insecta; Coleoptera; Staphylinidae.
UACCCGAUAUAUAACUGAAACAUACAACAAAUAAAUGUCGACUAAAAAGUUAUUGGAACGUCGCCAACAGGACGAUGAAGCAACAGCCUAUGCUUUUAAAGAGUUCCUUGAAACUUUUCAAACGUCCGCCCCAGUAGCAAAAACAUUUAUACAGUCUGGUAUAUAUAAUCCUGGUGUAAAUGACUUUAAUUCAUGUGCGACCGAACAAUCUGGGAAGAUAUAUGCUCCAACGCCGCUUUAUAAAUCAUCUGAUAUUGCAAUGCAAGCACUAGAAUGUGCGAGACUAGUAAAAUAUGAUCGCGGCUUGAGACCACAAGGUGGUAAAUCAAAAACUAACUUGGAAGAAUUAAAAGAGGAGCUACAGCAACGUCAUCAACAUGUGGAAAAUAUUCAUAAAAUUAGUGGUAACUUAUCAACACCACCAAUAUUUGCCCAGUCUGGAUCAACAAGAAAGCAAAUAGAAUUAGAUCAAGAAACUAUUGAAAAUACUACAAAUUUGUUUUUAACUCAUAUUAAUACAUCCCUGAACGAACAAGAUCUAAUGCAAAUUUUUGGUGUUUACGGACCAUUAGCAAGUGUAAAAAUUAUGUGGCCACGUGUCCCUACCCGUCAUCGAAAUUUCAACAUUGGGUUUGUUGGAUAUAUGAGUCGAAGCGAUUGCCAGCAAGCUUUUUAUGCUCUUGGGAACCGAUCUGAUAUGAGAAUAUCAUGGGGUAAACCGAUAGAAAUUCCAGCGCAACCAAUUUAUAUUCCGCCGGAGCUGGUCAAAAUGUUGUUACCACCACCAUGUAGUGGGUUGCCAUUUAAUGCGCAGUUUCCCAACUCAAAAAACGAAAAAAGAAUUUCAAAACAAGAUUUGGCUAACGUGGAUUUGACUAAUACUUAUGUGAAAGUAACGAUUCCACUUGAUAAGAAAAUUCUGUUAAUUAUUCAUCGCAUGAUAGAAUUUGUCAUACGUGAAGGGACUUCAGUAGAAACGAUGAUCAUGCGGAAAGAGCGUAAUAAUCCAUUGUUUCAGUUUCUUUUUGAUAAUCAAAGUUCCAUGCACACUUACUAUCGUUGGAAACUGUAUUCAGUUUUACAUGGAGAGUCAAUUAAUUCCUGGGACACAACUCCGUUUCGAAUGUUUCGCGGUGGUUCUCUAUGGAUCCCUCCGACUAGUACCGAUUUUACUAAGGGAAUGUCUUGGCAAUUAGCUUCUGGAGACGCUUUUAAAGAAAAGGGACGAUUGCACGACUCUGAGCAAUUAACUUUAAUUAAGAUGAUUCAAAAUUUAACACCAGAUAAAACAAAAGUUGCGCAAGCGAUGGUGUUUUGUAUUGAUAAUAUACAUGGGGCUCGAGAUAUUGUAAACAUAAUAACUGAGUCGAUUGAAAUCAAUUCAAAGAAUGACAUGUCUAGCAAGAAACAAAUUGCCCGGUUGUAUCUAAUUUCAGACAUUUUAUACAAUGCUAAGCAUAAAAACAGUAUAAUCAAAAAAAAGAUCAGCGUUUGAAGAACAUUGUUAAAUUGAAAAUUAUGAACGUUUUGAAAGCUUGGGAAAUGUGGAGAAUAUUCCCGAAAGCCUUGUUGGAGCAGCUUGAAAGUGAACUCAAAGAUCCUCCUGAAAUUGUCACAAUAGAAGAGAAGAGAACAAAAACGGAGAACAUAUUAAAAAGUAAAGAAAAACAAAGCAAUAUGUUGUCUACAAGCAAUGAAAUGCAAGAAUUAGAAUUGCAUGAAACUUUUAGUAAAUCUAGAUGGGAAACACAAACCCCAGACGUUUUACAAGCUCAAGCUAUGUCCACCGCACGUCUACAUGAAAUUGAAGUGCAGAGAAAAUAUGAAGAAGAACUCCACAAACAAACAAAAAUAUCUAAAACCCUGCAUUAUCAAGAUCUGCGUAAAGUUGAAAUGAAGGUCAUUCGUUAUCAGGACAGUCUAGAGGGCGGUAAACGGAAGUUAAAGUAUGCGCAAACUAUCGAAGGUGAUGUUAAUGAAUACCGUAAGAGGUGUAUCAAUAAAUUUAAAUCUAGGCAACAAGAAAAAGACAACGAUAUUUUUAUAUCGCAUAAGAAAAAGCGAAGAUAGUGUCAAUUAAAUUUAAUUACUCACCUAGCAAUUAGCGACAUGGAAAUAGGAAAGAUUCCCAUGGUUUUGCUUCCCAUAAGAUAUUCAGAAGUGGUGUUUUGUUUCACUCUUGCAAAAAAGGCAAAGUACACACCAAUCCAAGCGGAUAUCAAUAACAUAGCAGCAAAAACGAUAUAAUCGAAGAUAUCAAAAUACUUUUCGUCUUGUUCGUGCAUUUUGCUUGAAAGUUGAAAUUUUUAUUUAAUAUGUAUGCUUUGAUUGAUAUUGAUUUGAUUUAAUAUGUUUAGUUUAAAUACACAUUUCUUAACAGUU